Molecule: messenger RNA, 300 nt
Organism: Halteromyces radiatus
Lineage: Eukaryota; Fungi; Mucoromycota; Mucoromycetes; Mucorales; Cunninghamellaceae
Exons: 2
Coding region: 1-276 (91 amino acids)
Source: RefSeq, a predicted model, not a curated record
AUGCUUUUGGUUAUCUCUUUCAUGUUGGUUUUUAUGAUUGGUACAUCAAUAUCGACGCCUGAUACUUUUUGGUUAGACGAAGAUCAUGGUGUAUUGAGCUUUGUUUAUUUACGGGCAAAGGACUUGGUCGAGGAUGAUCAAUCUCUAGAAUCGUUUAUGAAUCUAGUGGUUGAAUUUUGUGCUCAAGUAGGUGGAGGGCAAAAUGCAAUACGUAGGAAAUUCAGUUAUUGUCUGUUGAUCGUGUUGUUUCAUGCUGGAGUCCUUGUUAAGUCCUGACAUUGGCGGUAUUUGGUUUGGAAA